UGUAGUGCCGAUAUAAGUGCACGUAGCCGUCAUUGGUGGGGUCAGGAAGAAUAAACACAUUUAACAAGGAACAUCUCACAAUAGUUAGUACCACAUUUGUAGUCAUGAACAUCAACUUCGAAGGAAAACGUAUUCUUGUAACCGGAGCCGGGCGAGGCAUCGGCAAGGAGUUGGCUCUUCGUCUAUCCGACUAUGGAGGUCAAGUAAUAGCGUUAUCGAAGACAAAACAAAACCUGGAACAAUUAUGCGCAGAAGAUCCUCGUAUUCAGAUCGUCUGCGUCGAUCUUAACGACUGGAACGCAACCAGGAAGGCGGUCGAAAAUGUCUUACCCAUUGAUCUUCUGGUGAACAAUGCCGGUGUUGCACGUCUUAAUCCUUUUUUUGAUGCGACGGAGGAAGACUUUGACGUGACUUUCGCUAUAAACGUGAAGUCGAUGCUAAAUGUCUCUCAAGUGGUCGCGAAAAAUUUGAUCGAAAGAAAAGUUGGCGGCAGCAUUGUUAAUGUUUCUUCGCAAGCUAGCCAGGCAGCUUUACUGGAUCAUACCGUCUAUUGCUCUUCCAAAGGAGCAGUAGACAUGUUAUCUAAAACGAUGGCUCUCGAACUUGGUCCGCACAAUAUAAGAGUAAACACCGUAAAUCCUACAGUGAUCAUGACAGAAAUGGGAAAACUAGGCUGGAGCGAUCCGAACAAAGCACAAACUAUGAUAAGCAAAAUACCACUAGGUCGAUUUGGCGAGGUAUCCGAAGUAAUCGAUGCGAUAGUAUAUCUGUUAAGCGAUCGUAGCUCAAUGAUCAACGGAGUCGCUUUGCCAGUGGAUGGUGGAUUUUUAGCAAUGUAGAUUGCAAAAGCAUGUCUCGAAUUUUCUUUAUAAUAAGCUACUAAUACUAUUACUAUAAUUUUCAAUUCUAAAGACAAUAUUAUUAUGUCAUAGGCAAUAUGUCAAACAAAAAACUUUUAUUAAAUAAGAAAUAUUCUGAUUCAAGAUUGAAUCCUCCCAGAAAAUGAUUAGUUUGAGAACUGUUGUAUGGUUCGAGCGUCAUCGCUGUUUCAUCGAGAAAGAAUAGAAAUAAAGAGGAUAAUAAAAGGA
Molecule: messenger RNA, 1088 nt
Organism: Bombus terrestris (buff-tailed bumblebee)
Lineage: Eukaryota; Metazoa; Arthropoda; Insecta; Hymenoptera; Apidae
Product: L-xylulose reductase
Exons: 4
Coding region: 105-839 (244 amino acids)
Biological process (GO): glucose metabolic process; xylulose metabolic process
Molecular function (GO): L-xylulose reductase (NADPH) activity; carbonyl reductase (NADPH) activity
Source: RefSeq, a predicted model, not a curated record